AUGUUAAUAUACUAUCCUCUGGAAGAUAACCAAGGAGAUAUUCUUAACACCUUUAAAUUCCGACAGAGUCUCGCCCGGCCCGAUUUCCUAGACGUGUGUAUGACGGUUGAAGGAACUCUGCUGUUCUCGGACUGCUUCCCCAAGUUAAUUAUUGACGACCAUACUCUUGAGACAGGACUCUGUCUUUGGGUUCAAUAUCAGAACAAUAGAAGGCGAGAGAGGGCUUGGAGGGCUCAGAUGUUUAUGGAUGAGUUCCCGCUUUUCUUUCUCGCGUUUCAUGCCAAUUCGGACCCGUUGGAUGAGGUGCUCGAAUAUAUGGAGAACGACAGACUUGAAGAUGAGGAUCCGGAGGUGAUUUUGGAAGAGAAGCCGGUCGAUACGCAUCGCCCCUUUGUGGAAAUCUUUGAGAACGAUCGGCGCGACGAUGUGGACCGUUAUGCUCCAGGGUUCCGUAAGGCUGAAGCGGCAGGUGACGGUUUGGCGAUUGGAUAUGAAUUAGAACGGAUCCUUGCAGAUAGCGGAGCCCCGUUAAAGAUUAACGAAGGAUGA
Molecule: messenger RNA, 549 nt
Organism: Penicillium waksmanii
Lineage: Eukaryota; Fungi; Ascomycota; Eurotiomycetes; Eurotiales; Aspergillaceae
Exons: 2
Coding region: 1-549 (182 amino acids)
Source: RefSeq, a predicted model, not a curated record